GGGGGCGACGGUGAACAUAGAUUCACCUCGCUGGCGAUAAGGGGCGCGGGUCUGACGCCUGUCGGCGAAUCAGGCCUGGCGGAUUCACUGAUGACGACGCCAGCGGAAGCGUCCACGGAAUCCCAUCGAAUAGGGGGGCCACCGGGAAUGAGUUUGGCCCCCCUAUUUCGCUUCCGAUUCACUUCACUCUGGGGCACACUGGCAACAGAGGGGGCUUCUACGCGCUUUUACUUCACCAUCGCAUUCACCAUCGACACAAGGGCUUUUGGGAACCACCAGGAACGAGAUUGGUUUUCUCUUGUUUGCUUUUCUGUCUUCUCUUCUCCUCCCCUCUCCAAUCUUCGGCACGUCAACAAAGUGGAAGUUCACCAGGAGCGAGUUUGUUCUUCCACUUCUCCUCACACAGUAUCACAACGCAGUUACAAGGUCACCGGGAACGAGUUUGGCCUUGCAACAAUAUUCACAAAGUAGAAGUCCACCAGGAACGAGUUUGGACUUCUAUCUUUCAUCAAUCAUCAUCACAAAGGGGUAAAAGGUCACCGGGAAUGAGUUUGGCCAUCCUUCUUUCAACAUUCACAACAAAUCUGUAAGAGAUCACCAGGAACGAGUCUGAUUCUCUACUUUUCUUCAUCACAAACUGUGCAAAGAACUCCGUCAGGUCACAUAGCACGCUCACCAGAUUGGGCUUGCUUAUUCCAUUUCCUCAAUAUCAAAACAAAGCGUGAAAAGAUCACCAAGAAGCAAUUUCAUCAUCCAAACCGCAAAACAAAGGGGCACACACAGCGACAAUGUCCGACUCACCUGGAUCAGACUCAUCAUCUGGAUCAGACACAUCGUCUGAGGAAUCCCCUGGAAAUUAUGAACUGCGCAUGAAUGAAUUAGGGAUGGCUGAAGUGCUGUCUUUUUCAUAUGCACGAUCUCCAUCUCCACCUGCAUUGGAAGAUCCCAAGACUCCUGAAGCCACUUCUUCGACAUCAUCACCCUCAGCAGUCGGGACCCCAGUUUCCACGUCGUCGGGAACUUUAUCUGCAGAAGCUGGGAGCCCAACAUCGACGUCGUCCAGAACUUUGUCUCUACAAGCUGGCACCCCAACAUCAACGUCGUCGAAAACUUUGUCUCUACAAGCUGGCACCCCAACAUCAACGUCGGAGGAGGAUGACCCGUAUCCAGUAGCUCAGAGCCCAACAUCGACGUUCUCGGAAUCCACGUCUGCUGCUGCACCCAAGACCCCAACCAAGUCCCCAGCAGCAAAGAACCCACCAUGCACGUCCCUGUCGGCGCCGUAUCCAGAGUCGUGGACUGAAAAACUGUGGUCUCCACCAUCGUCUCCAGAGCUGCCCUCUCAAUUGUCUCUGCAUCUACCGUCUCCGGUGCGGAUCUCUCCGGAGCCAUUCUCUCCAGCGCCGUGGUGGCCCGUAUCGUCCUCUCCAACACCCGAGCCUGGAGCACGCACGACUCCAGCAUCCCCACCGCCACCACCGCCUGAGCGCGUCGUCAUCGCCAUCGCGGGCCCAACCUCUAGUGGCAAGACAACUCUCUCCAACCUUCUUCUCCAUGUCUUUGGCAACGGCAGUGCUACUCCGGGAAGCGGCUUUACCUCGGUCGCCCUCCAUCAAGACGACUACUUUGUUCCUAGUAAUCUCCCUACCGGACCUCAAGUUCAAUGGGCUGAGUGCUACCUUGAAGAAUGGAUGGGCGAGUGCCUUGCCAGUCGCGCCUGCAUGUUCAAAGGUUUCACCGUGGAGGAAGCCGACAGGAUCACACCCGUGCACGAGGAGAUACUCAUCAGGGAGUAUCGGGAUGUCCAUGCCCGUAGAUGGAAUGCACCUCAUUUCGAUGCAGAAGUUCUCAGCCUCCAGCUUCGCAGUGGCAAGAACCGUGACACGCGCCUUGUGACUGACUUUUUUGCUCUCGCCAUCGCUAUUGCGCGUGCCAAGGCGUCUAUGCUCGACUCCGACAUGGAAAUUGCUGAGAGGGGUAUGGUCACGGAUUAUAGCUUCCUUCUGGAGAAACCAAGCAUUGACGGUCCCGAGAUCGAAGACAACGAAUAUGGACCUCGCGAUCCAAGCCCUUUCAUCAAGGAGGAGGAGUCUAUCAAGGGGGAUGGAUCAGUCAAUGGAGUGGAACCUAUCGAGAUCUAUGAAUCAAUCGAGAAAGAUGAACAUAUUGAGGUAUAUGAAUCAAUCGAGAAAGACGAAUCUAUCGAGAAAUAUGAAUCUACCAAGAACGGUGAUCCUAUCAAGGAAGAGGAGCCUAUCCUAGAAGACGAGAUCCUCGGGCAUGAUGAAGUAUGGAACAUCACAAAGUACAGGAUCCACAAGCCUAGAUGGCCCCCAUACAAAGUUGACCAUGGGAUAUAUGGCCCCUACCUCCAAGACCCCACCAUGGUCGUCCCCAAGAAGGGUAAAUCCGGCUACAUCAAGAACCCGAUCAAGCCCAACUCCCUCAUUCCACACCACUGCUUCGCCGUCGAGCCAAACUCCCUCCAAUACCCAGAGCUCCCAGACGGCACCCGCAAGCUCCUCCCCGUCAUCGUCAAUCUCCGCCUCCAAGUGCAACGCUGGAUCGAGGCUAUGACGACUCUGAACGAACUCGCUGGCUUCCCCGGGCUGAACUUCAUAGAUGGCAAAUUCCGCGGCAUCGUCUUCGUCGAGGGCUUCACGAUCCUCCAGCCCGCCGAGGUCGACCCCGCCGCCCAUCAACCCAACUACGACCUCUCGCUCUUCCUGUCUGCAACCCGUGAGGGAACGCGCAAGCGCAGAUUUGCGCGCAAAGAGUACAAUAAACCGCUCAUGAAGAGAUACAUGACAUGGCGCGAGAAAUCCUACUUCGAUGGCGUUGCGUGGCCUGCGUUCGUUGAGGAGCACCAGUGGAUCUUUAACAUGACUCCCCAGCAGGCGAAAGAGGGACUUAUGCCCGAUGCCAAGUAUGAGAAUGUGUCUGACCUGGCGAAGGAGCGAGGCUUGGAGGUGCGACCGGGUGAGAUGGGGAUUAAAGAGACGCUGGAGUGGGCGAUGCGUAAGAUUAUGAAUGAGUUUGGGUUCAAGGAGAAGACUGCUAGGGAGAAGUGGGUGGAGGAGAAAAAUGCUAGGGAGUACUUGGCGAAGGAGCAGAAUGAUUGGAAUAUGUGGGUGGAUGAGGAGAAUGCUUUCCAUAUGUGGGUGAAUAAGGAGAAUGUUAGGGAGAUGUCGGCGGAUGAGGAUAAUGAUGGCGACGUCGUGGAGCAAGAGCAACCUGGAGAGUGGAUUCAGGAGAACUUGAUGGAUGAGGACGACAUUGACUUCAUGUUUGAGAUAGAGAAGCGUAAUCUAGAUAUAACGGAUGCGAUUCAUCGGGAGUGCCGUGAUGAUGGUCAGGUCCGUGAUGAUGCUGACCCUUAUUGGGGUAGACAUGGUGCUGUUGAGGAUGAGGAUUUUGAUUACGCUGCUGAUCCCUGGUGGGGAAUGCAGGAUGACAAUCUUGUGGAGGAGGUCUAUUAUUCGGGAGACUUCAAAAAUCUGGACUGGGAGGGGGAUGAUGGUAUGCAGGCUUUCGGGACGUCGGAUUCGGAAUUAUCGCAAGGAGGGUUUUGUAAGAUAUGAGGGCUUUAUGAAUUUGAGGGCUGAAAGAGGG
Molecule: messenger RNA, 3612 nt
Organism: Pseudogymnoascus verrucosus
Lineage: Eukaryota; Fungi; Ascomycota; Leotiomycetes; Thelebolales; Thelebolaceae
Product: ribosylnicotinamide kinase
Exons: 1
Coding region: 789-3581 (930 amino acids)
Source: RefSeq, a predicted model, not a curated record